Molecule: messenger RNA, 2993 nt
Organism: Papilio xuthus (Asian swallowtail)
Lineage: Eukaryota; Metazoa; Arthropoda; Insecta; Lepidoptera; Papilionidae
Product: cleft lip and palate transmembrane protein 1 homolog
Exons: 3
Coding region: 155-2062 (635 amino acids)
Cellular component (GO): endomembrane system; membrane
Source: RefSeq, a predicted model, not a curated record
CAUUACAUACUCUUUGCUUGCCAUUUGCCAAUUCAUUAAGUAGUACGAAGGCAUGAAGUAAAAAUUGAUUUUAUUUCCACUUACAAUAUAAUUGAAUGUAUUAAGUUUUCAGUUGUGAUUAUCCUUAUUUUAUAAAGUUAAAUUAAAAGAAAAAAUGGCUAACGUGGAAGAAGAAGUAUCUGCAAAUGACACGGGAGAAAAUAGGUUGGUUUCUAGUGAUAACAGAAACGAUGAAUCAAGUAGAUCUAACACUGAAGAUGUUGAUUUCAAUGCACAAGUUGAUGAACAACGGCGCCGCAUGCAGCCAACAAAACUGGAAUCAUUCUUUGCAAUCACUAAAUCACUUAUUUUAAGAGCUCUGGUUCUUUAUUUUAUUACAUCAAUGUUCCAUAAUACUUUUUCACCAAAAACUGAUGUCACGACUCCCACUGGUGCAGCUCGUGUGCCAGCAGUUAAUAUGUUUUCCAAUGGGACAGUAUUAGAUAUGUAUUGUUAUAUAUCUGAGAAAGAAAUUUUAAACAACAUUGAUGAGUUACAGUUUGUUUGGAAGCAAACUGGUCUUGUUUAUGGUGACUGGUAUGGUGGUCCAAAUGGAGAUGGCACAUAUACUUUUUCAAUAGAAAUAACACCUUCGAAAACACUUGUAAAUAAUGGCUCCAUUUACCUUCAUACUUACAUAGUACACUCAGGCAAAUCACCAAAUCCAAAGGAUAAAAACAAUUAUGCUGGUGCUCAUAUCACAUAUAACAAGAAAAUGUUGAACAAAUACAAAAAAUUGAAAUACCUAAAAACUCAUAACUUAUUAACUGGACAAACAGAAAAAUCAGAGGAAGAAAUAAAAAAAGCAGAGACAAUGAAGGAAGAGAUUGUAUCACAUUGGCAUCCUAACUUGACAAUUAAUCUUGUUACUGACCAGAGUAACUGGGUGAAGGGUAGUGUGCCACCUCCACUUGAUGAGUUCAUUUACUUUUUGCCUGAUGGUAAAAUGUACAAGCCUGCCGUAUUUUUAAAUGAUUAUUGGAAUAUGAUGCGUGAUUAUGUACCUAUAAAUAAAACAACAACCAAACUUCAAUUGCAACUGACUUACCAACCAUUGAGUCUUUUAAAGUGGCAAUUGUACACUGCUCAAGUAAUGAGAGAUAAACUAAGUGUGUUCUCUGCAUUAGGAGCUGAGGAACAGGAUGAAGAACAAGACACCGUAAAGGAAUUACUUUUGGAUACAUCACCAUAUUUGCUUGCAUUGACAGUAUCUGUAUCUGUACUUCACUCAAUAUUUGAAUUGCUUGCUUUCAAAAAUGAUAUUCAAUUUUGGAACAACAGACAAUCUCUGGAAGGACUAUCUGUUAGAUCGGUGUUCUUUAAUGUUUUCCAAUCGACGGUGGUUCUUCUCUAUGUCUUGGACAAUGAGACUAAUCUUAUGGUCAGAAUUUCAUGCUUCCUUGGCUUGAUGAUUGAAAUUUGGAAAAUUAAUAAAGUUAUGGAUGUUAAAUUGAAUAGAGAGAAACGAAUAUUUGGAAUACCUACGAUGACAUUUAAAGAUAAAGGUUCCUAUAUUGAAUCAAGUACUAAACAAUAUGACAUGCUAGCUUUUAGAUAUCUCAGCUGGGCUUGCUUCCCUCUGCUCAUUGGUUAUGGUGUAUAUUCACUUUUGUACCAAGAGCACAAGGGAUGGUACUCUUUUGUUCUUAACAUGAUGUAUGGAUAUCUGUUGACAUUUGGUUUUAUUAUGAUGACACCACAGCUGUUCAUCAACUACAAAUUGAAGUCUGUGGCACAUUUACCAUGGCGCAUGAUGACAUAUAAAUUCCUUAAUACAUUUAUUGAUGAUAUAUUUGCAUUUGUUAUUAAAAUGCCAACUAUGUACCGUUUGGGCUGCUUCAGAGAUGAUAUUGUGUUCUUCAUUUUCUUGUACCAACGUUGGAUCUACAAGGUUGAUCACAAGAGAGUUAAUGAAUUUGGCUUCUCUGGAGAAAUGGAACAGCAAAAGAAGCAAUCUGAAAAUGGCAAUUUGGCUAUUUCUGAAGGUGAAACUCAAGAACCUGGUGACAAGAAGAAUGAUUAAAUAGUGCUUGUCUAGUUUUUGAUAGUUAGUAAAAAUAAUAUAAAAUAUGUAACUAUAAAGUUACUAGAAGUAGUAUCAUUUGUCUUUUAAAUUAUAUUGUUGUAGCCGUGUGCAUUAGAUACAUGAAGUGUUCUGGCAACUCACCAGCUCAUAAUCUGUAUAAAAUGUUAAUAAAAUGUUGUGUAAUUUAAUUUUAAUUUAAUGCUGUUUUGAAUUUAUAAUAAUAUAUUUACUGGUAUCAAAAGUUUUACGAUUUUCUUUAGACAUUUAAGAAUAGUCCAAAUGGCAUAAAUUCAAUUUCUAUUUGUCCUACCAUAUUUGAAGAAUUGAGACAUGUUACUAAUUUAAACAAUACUAUCCAAAGACGUACUGCUUACAAAUAUUUUGGAAAGUAUUUGUUUAUUUAGCCCUUUAUAUGGUGGCGAGUAUUAUUAAUGCAGUUAAUAAUUUUAAGUAGUAAAAUGUUCUGAAUAGUAAAAUAUUAUUUUGUGAUUUACGCAUGUUUAGUUCACCUGCAAUUUUCAAAUCUGAAAUGAAAUUUUUUAAUUAUGUAAUUGCUAUUUAUUUGAAAUAGUUAUGAUUUGUAUUGUUUUUUUGUUGACCAAAGAGCUAAAAAGAGAACUUUUAAAGCAACUACAUUAUAUAUUAAUGUGCCGGCUUGUAGACAUUUUGUUUUUAAGCAUUUAUAAAUGUUAAUUUAUAUUUGUUCUUAAUAACUAGAUAAAAUUGUUUUAUUUAUAUUACCAAGUAUAUUAAAUUAAAUUGUGCGUUUUCAUACUAUUGUUAUGUAUUUUAAAUUUAUCAAUGUAUUUAUGUGUAUUUAAUAUUUGUGAUUUUGUCGUAUUUAUGUAUUUACAAGUUUAAUUGUUAUAUUGCACAAUGUAUGUCACGCGAGUACAUAUUUAACUAUAGUUUAAAAUACGGUGUUUAA